AUAAAUGCGCACAAAUGAAUAUAUGAUCGCCAGUGUUCCCAUUUCCACACAGUAUACUAACAGCUUGAAAAAAAAAAAUGCAAGUGGGUACUUUUCUUCUCAUUUCUGCAGCAAUGAGUCAAACUCCCUUUGAUACCUUCUUUGCUUUGCUUUUAAACUUUACAGUACACUUGGUGGUUGACUAGUGUGUGUGUGUCUCCCUGAAUUUGAUGCUCUCUCUCUCUUUUCAGUUCCAUACACCAAAGGGUUGGCAAUCUGGCACUGUGUUAGGUGGAAGGGAAGGGGCUAUUUUGAAUUUUCCCAGCAAAGCUCUAACCUUUUCGCGUUCUUGCUCGUCUUCUUGGGGUUGUAAGAAGGCCAGAACCGGAAUCUUUUGUUUUGAGGGAGACUGAAACUGUAAUGUAUAGUUUGCCUUAUUGGGACUACCCCUUGGCCCCUUAGGUAACCCCUGUGAUUGGUUCAGACUCAGAGAUCAAGAUUGGGAUGUGGGUCUUUCUGGUUUGAUGAAAUUGAUGGAAAUCCAUUGAAAGUGAUUGUGUUUGGUCAGUUCUUUGAACUUGGGUAUUAUUUUUAGGAUUGAAAAGGUUUUGUUUUUUGGGCUUUGGGGUUUUGCUUUUCAGUUUUCACUCGGCCUUGAUUGUAUGGGUUGUGCUGCACUUUUUAAAAGUUUUUUUGCUAAUGAUUUUCUCUAUUUUGUUUAGAAACAUAGGAAUCUUGGAGAAGAAACAGGCACUGUUUCUGUAAAUUGUUGGUGAUUGUGCUUAGGGAGACAAUAUAAUAUAGGGAGGAGGGGAAAUUUAGGGUGUGUUCAAAUUUUGAAAUGUUAGAUCUUGAGGUAUUAAUUAGAUCUAUACCCGUGACAGAUCAUUUAUAUUAAUUUUUUAUUGUGGUUGAUUUACCUGAUAUACAAAAUAGAGAAGAUGGUAUCUGAUGGGAGUAAUGGCAGAGGUUUUGGGUGUAUGUAAGAGGGAAUGAAGGAUUAGUGGAUUACUCUCUUUUGAAUUUUGGUGGAUUGAAGCUUUUUUAUGUGGAUGGACUGAGACAAUAAGACAAUAAGACAAUAAUCUGCAAUGUUGAGGUGGUUGUUUCUUGCAUUGUUUAUCGCUUCGGUUUUCGUUUCUGUGUCAGCUAUUGAUUGCCACUGUGAUGAGGAAGGAGUUUGGGGAAUAGAGAGCAUUCUAGAAUGCCAGAAAGUGAGUGAUUUCUUGAUUGCAGUUGCUUAUUUUUCGAUUCCUCUCGAGUUGCUGUACUUCAUUAGCUGCGCUAACAUUCCUUUCAAAUGGGUUCUGGUUCAAUUCAUAGUGUUCAUAGUGCUGUGUGGAUUGACCCAUUUGCUCAAUGGAUGGACUUUCAGUGCCCAACCUUCCUUCCAGUUGAUAGUGUCUUUGACGGUUGUGAAAAUCCUGACUGCGCUCGUCUCGUGUGCAACCGCAAUCACCCUGUUGACAUUGUUCCCUCUUAUUCUCAAGAUCAAAGUGAGGGAGAUCUUCUUGAGGCAGAAUGUUUUGGAGCUGGAUCAAGAGGUUGAUAUGAUGAAGAGACAGAAGGAAGCGAGCUUGCACGUUCGUAUGCUAACACGAGAAAUUAGAAAGUCGAUUGAUAAGCACACGAUAUUGUACACUACUCUGGUUGAGCUUUCGAAAACUUUGAAUCUUCAGAAUUGUGCGGUUUGGAUGCCAAACGAGAAGGGAGCGGAGAUAAACCUGACCCACGAGCUGAACCCCGGUGCAGCAGCUCGAAAAAAGUGUUCCCUUUCGAUUAAUGAUCGAGAUGUGCUAGAGAUAAAAAAGAUCAAAGGGGUGAGGAUUCUGAGGCAAGAUUCAGUUCUUGCAGCAGCAAGCAGUGGCGGGACUGGUGAACCGGGUGCUGUUGCAGCUAUUCGGAUGCCAUUGCUGCAAGUUUCAAACUUCAAAGGUGGAACGCCCGAGAUUUUUAGCCCUCGUUAUGCCAUUUUAGUCUUGGUUCUCCCGAGUACUAGUGAUCAUAGUGUUUGGGGCAAUAACGAGAUGGAGAUAGUGGAAGUGGUGGCUGAUCAGGUGGCUGUGGCUUUAUCCCACGCCACCGUGCUCGAAGAGUCUCAAUCAAUGAGGGAGAAGUUGAAAGAGAGGAACCAUGUGUUACAGCGGGCGAAAGAGGAUGCCAUGAAGGCUAGCCACGCUAGGGAUUCUUUUCAAAAAGUGAUGAAUAACGGGAUGAGGCGGCCAAUGCACUCAAUUCUAGGCUUGCUUUCCAUAUUACAAGACGACAAUAUAAACCCCGAGCAGAGAAUUAUCGUCGACACAAUGGUAAAAGCCAGCACUGUUCUCUCAACUUUAAUGAGCGAUGCAAUGGAGAUAACCGCCAAGCACAAUGGGAAAUUCCUCGUCGAAAUUAGGCUCUUUCACCUACAUUCAUUGAUCAUGGAAGCAUCUUCCAUUGUGAAGUGCAUGUCCGUUUACAAGGGCUUUGGCUUUUUGGCAGAUAUCCCAAAUUCUUUGCCCAAUCAGGUGAUGGGCGACGAGAAGAGAACAUUUCAGGUCUUGUUGCAUAUGGUUGGACACUUGCUAAAUGUCAGCGAUGGAAAGGGCUCUGUCAUAUUCAGGGUGGUUCAAGAAAGCGGAACCGAGGAAGGAAAUAAUAAAGUUUGGAAUACGAGAAAACCUAGCCCAGCUGAUGAUUGGGUAACAAUUAAAUUCGAAAUUGAAGUCAGCGUUGAAGGAUCUCGACCAGACAGCUCAGUUUCGACAAUUCAUUUCGGUGCUGGCAGGCAUAACUGCAAAGAUGUAAAGAAGGGCUUGAGCUUCAAUAUUUGCAAAAAGCUGGUGCAGAUGAUGCAAGGAAAUAUAUGGAUGUCGUCGGAUUCUCAGGGUCGGGCGCAAAGCAUGACACUGAUUCUCAGAUUUCAGAAGCAGUCGUCUUAUAGAAGGCGUGUCUUUGAGUUUAAAAAUCCCCGGGAGAAACAGCUUUCGAGCUCUACGCUUGAGGGGAUUCAGGUGCUCCUGGCAGACGAUGACGACGUGAAUAGAAUGGUGACUAAGAAGCUGCUCGGGAAGCUAGGCUGCGAGGUGUUUGCUGUCUCGACUGGUUUUCAAUGCUUAAGUGCCCUAGCGCCCUCGGGGGCCUCUUUCCAAGUCAUCAUCCUGGAUCUUCACAUGCCUGAAAUGGAUGGAUUUGAAGUGGCAACGAGGGUUCGGAACAGCUUCCGGGGCCGGGGUAGUCGCCCCUUGAUCAUAGCCCUGACAGCAAGCUCAGAGGAACAUAUGUGGGAGAAAUGUAACCAAGUGGGGAUGAAUGGUCUCAUACAAAAACCUGUCCUCCUUCAAAGACUAGCAGAUGAGCUGCAGAGAGUCCUACAUUCUGCCCGUGAAGGCCCGUGAAGACAAGAAGACGAACCUGAGGGCGUUACACUUCCCGUUAGACCUCAGAGCACCUUAGACGUACCCUUAAACGCCUUCGUUGUUCCCAUAAACGCUACGACGAUCCUACAUCCAAGCCAGCAAAUGCUCAAUUGGUGAAGUUCUACACAUCCAAUUUUAUGUUGGGUUGCAGUCUGGUUGGCUUAUUAUGUAAGAUUACUAUCAAAUAGUGGCAUCAUAUCAUUCUUUCUUCUUUGGAAACAAAUGAAGGAAUAGAAACUAAUGAAUAGUCAGUCCUUGCAUCCAAUUGCAGUUCUGAAAUUUUAUCUCAUCCUUUAGACAAUCUUGAAUAUAUUUUUCUGCAAACUUGCAUUCUGAAA
Messenger RNA from Ipomoea triloba (trilobed morning glory), 3715 nucleotides. Its product is annotated as protein EIN4-like. The record is from RefSeq and is a predicted model, not a curated record. Gene Ontology annotation, cellular component: endoplasmic reticulum membrane; endoplasmic reticulum. Lineage: Eukaryota; Viridiplantae; Streptophyta; Magnoliopsida; Solanales; Convolvulaceae. Gene Ontology annotation, molecular function: ethylene receptor activity; protein binding; ethylene binding. The transcript is spliced from 2 exons. The coding region runs from base 1071 to 3356 and encodes 761 amino acids. Gene Ontology annotation, biological process: response to ethylene; phosphorelay signal transduction system.